UCCGGUCACACCGCAUAUUGCACUUUUCCUGAGCCCCUGCCCUUCAUUGAGAGAGAGCCCAAUAAUGGCUGUCAUGCCCCUGAAAGUCUGGCACCAGGAGGUGGUGACCUUUGAGGAUGUGGCUGUUUACUUCACCCGGACAGAAUGGGCUGGCCUUUCUCCUGCACAGAGGGCCCUGUACAGAAGUGUGAUGCUGGAGAUCUAUGGGAACUUGACAUCCCUGGGAUACCCAGUUCCCAAACCUGCGUUAGUCUCACUUCUAGAGAGAGGGGAUUUGCCUGUAGGCCUGGAGACACAGGAUAAUCCUCCUGCACAGGGGACCAGAGACAUCUAUAAAAAUGCCAGGACCCACAUGGACAGUGAGUUAACACCAACAUGGGGAAUUUCUGAAGAAAGAGACAUGAUGAUGUCACAUGGGCCACAGAAGAAUGUUCUUAACAAAAGCAGCUUCCUAGAAACAUGUGAACUGGAGCAACACCAGGAAAUCCCCACAGUGAAAAAUAUUAGACGAAAGGUUCUAAGAAUCCACUAUGAUAGGAAGCCCUUCAGAUGUGAGGAGUGUGGGAAAUGCUUCAGCUAUUUUUCUUACUAUGUUAGACAUCAGAGAAUCCACACUGGGGAGAAACCCUUUGAGUGUAAUGAGUGUGGAAAAGCCUUUAAUGGCAAUUCUUCAUUAAUUCGACAUCAGAGAAUCCACACCGGUGAGAAACCCUAUCAGUGUGAAGAGUGUGGGAGAGCCUUUAAUGAUAAUGCAAAUCUGGUCAGGCAUCAGAGAAUCCACAGUGGGGACAGACCCUAUCUCUGUAGGGAGUGUGGAAAUGGUUUCACCAGUAGUUCUGAGUUUGUUAUACACCAGAGAAUUCACACUGGAGAGAAACCUUAUGAGUGUAAUGAGUGUGGAAAAGCUUUUGUUGGUAAUUCACCACUUCUGCGACAUCAGAAAAUCCACACUGGAGAGAAACCAUAUGAGUGUAAUGAGUGUGGCAAAAGCUUUGGAAGGACUUCUCAUCUUAGUCAGCAUCAGCGUAUUCACACAGGGGAAAAGCCUUACUCUUGUAAAAUAUGUGGGCAAGCCUUCAAUUUCCAUACAAAACUGACUCGGCACCAGCGAGUCCACAGUGAGGUGAAACCUUUUGACUGUAUAUGUUGUGAAAAAGUGUUUAGUACUCAGGCUCAGUUGAAAAGGCAUCUAAGAAUCCAUAUUCAGGAGACCUCCUGUGAUGAGUGUGGAAAAGUCUUCACUAGCAAAAGAAAUCUGCUUCAGCAUCAAAGAGUCCAUACUAGAAAGAAACCCUGUGAAUAUGUCAAGUAUGAAAAAACCUUUAGGACAUCUUCCCAGCUAGACUGUGUCCACCCUGGAGAGAAGCCUGUGCUGGAUGUUGGUUGUUUUGGGCUCCCAGAAUUCUUUACCCCCUUUUACUGGUAACAGUACAGUAUAUCUCCUUUCCUUCUAUCUUCCACUCGGGCAGAAUGUGUGACACAGGCCCCGCUUAGCUGCAGAUUCUUCCCCUCAAGCUAUAGCUGUUGGUUCAUGUGUCAGUAGAUGACCCAGGAUAGUCCAGUUAGAAUCCCAAACUGAGUUAAUAACCCUCCUAAUGUUGAGCGUGGCCCUGGCCACAGCAACCAGACAGCAGACUGUGGCCCUGUAAUUCUUUCACCUUCCAGUUGUUGCAAACUUUUGACAUUCGUACUUGUUAAGAAUCAAAGAUAUGUGAACAAUGCGGCCUCCUAAUGAUGGUUUCAAAGGCUUCUUGGUGUUUGGAGAACCAUGUGCACCCAUGUGGACUUUGGAAAGCCUGCCAGUUAUGAAUUCCAUGGUAUUGAACAACUCUUGAAACUCCCAGUACUUCAUUGAGCAAGGAUUUCCUUACACCCUUAGCAUUUGGUGUCUGUUCUUUGUAGCACAGGGAGAAGAGGCUGGAAAAAUGAGCUGUUUGGGGGAGUGGUUGAUUAAUGCGGCCCAGAGUAGGCUUGAAUCCUGAGCUCCCACCCCCCAGGAACAAGACAGGUCUGUGGGCCUUGCAAGGGCACAAGACCUGUUCUGAGCCAGUCUCUUGAGAUCCAAGAACCUGAUGUUCAAGGCUGGAGCCUGGAGUUUACCACCAUCAUCAUCCUUGCUCUUCAGCAAAUGGAAGAACUUGCUGUGGCUGGAUAGCAAGAGCAUUUGACAGGUAGCUAUAGCCACUGACUCUAAAUAAAUCCCUUUUUACCUUCUGCUUCAGAUUCUGUGCUGUGCAGUGGGAUAUGCUGCUUUCACCGAGCCAGAAUCUGUCCACAUGUCCAAGUACAGCACCCCAGCUUUCCUUAGGGAGCUACAUCUCACGUGCUUCCAGUCUAGACAGUAUCAGAGGGCUGAUCCCACACUCCACCCAUCUGGAAGAUGGGUAUAUGAUGCAUGUCUAGCCAGUUCCAUUUUCUCUCCUCUGAUUGCUAUGAUUGCUAUGAGGGCGAGAAUGUUAUCCAAGCCAGACCAAAGGCAUUCCAAAUCAUGAGUUUCAUUGAACCCUAGUGAAGGAGAAACCAUUCCCAGUAGAAUGGGCUUUGAGCUUGUGUCAUCCUGGAGGUGCUGGGUGAGAGACUGCCUGAGUGGAGUCACCGUAAGGCAAUCAGCAGGACUGACAGAGAGGGGCCAGGUCGCACGCUAUAUGAUCCCUUGGAUCUGACACCUCUGAACCCACUCUUCAACUUGUCUCUUGUAAAGAUUGCUUUCUAUCAUCUAUAAUAUAUUUAUUUCACUUGAGUGUGUCUAGUCCCUUGUAAUCAAAAAAGCCCUGACACAUUGUUGGUUGACACAUUGGAUUAUUGGUUGUUGGUUGACACAUUGGAUUAUUGGUUGUUGGUUGACACAUUGGAUUAUUGGUUGUUGGUUGACACAUUGGAUCAUUGGUUGUUGAGGCUCCCUCUGGCAUGGUGUCUCUGAUGGAUGGGGCAUGUUUAGGGGAGGUGAAGACACUAGGUGCAGUCAGGUCUAAGGGGAGCUGCCAGACAACUCUUCCUAAUUUCUUGACGUCCCAGAACACAGAGAGGAGGACUAGCAGGGAGAAAGGGCCAGGGGAUGGUCAGUUGGUCUGUUUGUAUUUUCCAUAUUUUAGGGUUUAUUUUGUUUGUGUUUUUCACCCGUUGAAGUCUUUCAGCACAUCUGCCAGAAACUCAUGACAGCCUAUUUACUUAUUGGCUUCUUAUACUGUAAUUCAUGAAAAUCUAUAAAAUUUUUUUUUUACCUCUACCAUGAAAUAACUGGUAAUUCUUUAAGGACAAACAUUUCCAGACUUCCAACAGAGUCAGUCAUGACUGUCUCCAGGCCACUUUUAUCAGCCUCAUUGCCUUUUGUUUUUAAAAGUCCCUGUCUCUCUCCCUCUAGAAUCUUUUUGUUAAAACAGGAAGGUAGCUAGAUAUGGCAACCUACUCCAUUAUUCUUGCCUGUGAAAUUCCAUGGUCAGAGGAGCCCGAUGGGGCUAUAGUCCAUGGGGUCACAAAGAGGCGAACAUGACUGAGCAGCUAAACAACAACAAAAGCUAGACAUGAGCAGAGAAAGGGGAGCAUGGGCCAGAUGGCAGGAAGCUAUGCAUCUUGUGCAGAGGAGAGGGGGAUCCUUGGAACCUCCAUACUGGAAACCAUACAUUUGGAGAUAAGUGUCCUGGAGGCAGAACAAAGAAAUGUGGGAAAAUGCAGGAAUAUCUGGUGUCUGAAUGUAACCUUUCACUCAUUAUGCUUUCAUUACAAUAAAAUAAGCCUUGCAGAUAAGUGGCCAUCCUGCAGUGAUGCCAUGACAUUUCUGAUCAAUGCUAAAUAAGGACAAAAGUCCUUCCCUCCAGGAAGAUGGUGCUGCAAUAAAAAUCAGAGAACAUGACCCCCAAA
Molecule: messenger RNA, 3858 nt
Organism: Capra hircus (goat)
Lineage: Eukaryota; Metazoa; Chordata; Mammalia; Artiodactyla; Bovidae
Gene: ZNF19
Product: zinc finger protein 19
Exons: 5
Coding region: 65-1426 (453 amino acids)
Biological process (GO): regulation of transcription by RNA polymerase II
Molecular function (GO): RNA polymerase II cis-regulatory region sequence-specific DNA binding; DNA-binding transcription factor activity, RNA polymerase II-specific
Source: RefSeq, a predicted model, not a curated record